AUGGAGCUCCCAGCACCAGUGACUCCCAGCUCCAGCCGUUCCUCAGUGCUCCGUUUCUUCCGGAGCCUAGUAGGGGGCAAAAGCAGUCAUCAAGAUCCUGACCAGACCCUGGUCUUGGGCAGAAGCCAUAGCCUCCGGGAACAGGAUGUCAUCCCACUGAUGGGGAAACAAGAUACCCCAGGGCCUAGUCAGGAGGAACUAGUCCUGGAGGCCAAGAUGCCCCAUACCCUCCACCUGUCAAGACCCAAGGGAUCUCAUCACCCAUCCCAGAUGGAUGUUGCAGGACUGGGAAUGGGGGACUCUGGCACCCAUUCUCCAUCAGAGCUCCAAGAAGAUGGAAUUCAGGGCCCUGAGGAGAAGCUGGCACUGGUGGUUGUAGGACAAGACCUACCCAUCGACAUUUUGGAGAAAGAGAAAGAGGAAGAAGCUGGAGAAGCCUCAGGCGAUAUGGGGACUGUGGGCAGGGGACCUUUUGGCCAGGCCAUGUACAGGGAAGAUGAAAGCCUCCCGAUGGCCAUGGGAUCCCUAGAGAUCAGCCCGGAGGCCUUCAAAGCAGAAGAAGAGAAGGAGUGUCUACUCCAGAAAGACCUUAGAUUGGGCUCAGCAAAAGCUGAGGGAACCCCAUGGAAUCGACUCCUCAACAUGUACAAGCAGCUCCGGAAGCCAGCAACAGCUAAGGAAACCCUGACCCAUCAGAAGAAUGAGGAGGAUGGAGUGGUAGAAGAGGAAGAGGAAGUAGAGGAAGAAGAGGGCAAUUCUUUCAGUCUUAGUGUCCAUGGUUUUGCCACUCUCCAGUCACCAUUACACAAGACUUUCAAAUCUACAGACACAGUGGGCUUUGUGGAAACUGAGCUAAAGAAACUGCUGGCAGUUCAGAGGGAAUCCCGACUCUGGAAAACAGGAGGUCAAGAAGGUCGAGAACUUUUAAUACAGCCUGAUGUCACCCUGGAAGAAGCAGGCAUUGUGGACGGCCAGCACCUGCUCCUGGAAGAGAUGGAUGAAAUGGGAAAUUGGCCCCCAGGCUGA
Gracilinanus agilis (Agile Gracile Mouse Opossum) is the source of this 1026-nucleotide messenger RNA. RefSeq names its product gametogenetin-binding protein 1-like. Bases 1 to 1026 code for a protein of 341 amino acids. The record is from RefSeq and is a predicted model, not a curated record. NCBI's taxonomy places the organism in Eukaryota, Metazoa, Chordata, Mammalia, Didelphimorphia, Didelphidae. The transcript is spliced from 6 exons.